This is a messenger RNA of Cyphellophora europaea CBS 101466, 462 nucleotides long. RefSeq names its product nucleoside diphosphate kinase. Gene Ontology annotation, molecular function: nucleoside diphosphate kinase activity. NCBI's taxonomy places the organism in Eukaryota, Fungi, Ascomycota, Eurotiomycetes, Chaetothyriales, Cyphellophoraceae. Gene Ontology annotation, biological process: CTP biosynthetic process; GTP biosynthetic process; UTP biosynthetic process. The coding region runs from base 1 to 462 and encodes 153 amino acids. The transcript is spliced from 5 exons. The record is from RefSeq and is a predicted model, not a curated record.
AUGUCCACCGAGCAGACUUUCAUUGCUGUUAAGCCUGAUGGCGUUCAGCGCGGCCUUGUUGGCGACAUCAUCCAGCGUUUCGAGAAGCGUGGCUACAAGCUGGUCGCCCUGAAGAUGGUCUCUCCUUCCAAGGAGCACCUCGAGAAGCACUACGAGGACCUCUCCGACAAGCCUUUCUUCAAGGGCCUUGUCACCUACAUGCUCAGCGGUCCCAUUGUCGCCAUGGUCUGGGAGGGCCGCGAUGCUUGCAAGACCGGCCGCAGCAUCCUCGGCGCUACCAACCCUCUUGCCUCCGCCCCUGGUACCAUCCGUGGUGACUAUGCCAUCGAUGUCGGCCGCAACGUCUGCCACGGCUCGGACGGUGUUGAGAGCGCGAAGAAGGAGAUCGCCCUCUGGUUCAAGCCUGAGGAGGUUCAGUCUUACAAGUCUGCUCAGUUCGAUUGGAUCUAUGAGAAGGCAUAG